AAACAAUAUUUCAGCUGUGUGACUUGGAGCUUGAUUGGUGCAGUAAAUGAAAUAGAAAGAUUUUGCUGAGUCUGCGUCUCUGUUUCAGUAUUUGUAUAUACUUGUGAAAGUGCAGUGACAUGAUGUAUCAUCCAACUAGAUAGAAACAGAUUAUGGACUGACCGUAGUCGAAGGUGAUAACGCAGACAAGAGCUGUCACCAGAACGUGUAGAACACGUGUUUAGGCACACAGUAUAACGUCGCAUUGGAGCAGGGUAACACUUCCAAAUCAAAUACCUUUCACUCUAGACAUGAAAGGACCACUGACUUUUCUUUCUGGAUCACGUUACCUUUUCCGCAGAUUACGUAAUAAUUUGCAUAUAAGGUCACGGACCUAUCAUAACAACAACAAGAUGACAAACAUUGUUGUUGAAGGUAAUAUUGGAAGUGGGAAAACGACAUUCUUGGAAUAUUUCAACAACAUGCCAGGAAUACAAGUUGUUGAGGAACCGAUUGAUAGUUGGCGAAAUGUCAAAGGUCACAAUGUGUUUGGUUUAAUGUAUCAGGAUGCAACAAGAUGGAGUCUAACAUUCCAGACGUAUGUACAAUUGACGAUGGUUCAGAUGCGGACGAGGAAACAAACACAUCCAACAAGACUAAUGGAACGGUCUAUUUACAGUGCCAAGUAUUGUUUUGUUGAAAACCUGUACAGAAGUGGUAAAAUGCCAGAUUGUGAGUAUGCUGUUUUGACAGAGUGGUUUGAUUGGUUGAUUUCAAACAUAGACCUCAAAAUGGACCUAAUGGUGUAUUUGAGAACCAGUCCUGAAAACUGCCUGAAGAGAAUUAAGGAGAGACAUCGAUCUGAAGAGACUGGCAUAUCAUUACAAUAUCUUCAGGUGUUGGACAAGCUUCAUGAUGAAUGGCUGAUUGAGAACAAAUACUUUCCACUGCCAUCACCAGUAUUAGUAUUGGACGGUAAUCUUGAACUUCCUGAAAUGCUGAAAAUGUUUGAGAAGAACUGCGAUAAGAUACUAAUGCAGAAUAAUGAUUCACGGAAUGGAGGGAGAGUUCAAGUGAAUAGUAAAUGA
Saccoglossus kowalevskii is the source of this 1067-nucleotide messenger RNA. Its product is annotated as thymidine kinase 2, mitochondrial-like. Lineage: Eukaryota; Metazoa; Hemichordata; Enteropneusta; Harrimaniidae. The record is from RefSeq and is a predicted model, not a curated record. Gene Ontology annotation, molecular function: ATP binding; deoxynucleoside kinase activity. Gene Ontology annotation, cellular component: mitochondrion; cytoplasm. Gene Ontology annotation, biological process: nucleobase-containing compound metabolic process.